AUGACCAGCGCCUUCAGCUCUCAGCCGAGGUCUCCGGAGGAGUUUAUGGAGAAGCUGCAUAAUUUAUACUUGGGGCUCAACGAAGUCAUGACAAAGGCACUGCCCAGAGGUGCUGCUGCUGAGGCUGCGCCAGCAAAUGCUGCAGUGAACGUACACCUGACGACGGCGUUCCCUGAUGCUGCUGCGGCUGCUGCUGCUGCUGCUGCUGCUGCUGCUGCUGCUGCUGCUGCUGCUGGGACGCCUGUGGGGAGCCCGAAGAUGGGGUCUUUGAAGAAGAAAAAAGGAAUUAAAGGAAAGAAAAAAAUAAAAACAAAAAAGGGAAAAAGAGAAACAGCAAAAAAAACGAAAACAAAAAAAAUUAAAAAGCAAACGAAACGUAAAGCAAAGCCAACACAGGUGAACAGAGUCAAAGGCAAAGCAGCAGCAGCAGCAGCAGCAGCAGAAGCAACAGAAGCAACAGACGCAGGAGCAGCAGCAGACGCAGCAGAAGCAGCAGAAGCAGCUGCAGCAACAGAGGCAGCAGCAGCAGAGCAGCGGGGCUGUAGUAGCCCUGCAGCAGCAGCUGCUGCUGCUGCUGCAACGCCAAGAGGAGGCGAACUAGAAACCCUAAACCCUAGACCCUUGCUUGUUGCUUAUUCGCUCAGCUUCGAAACCCUAAACCCUCGAGGGGAGCCAAACCCUCAGCAGCUGCAGCAGCAAGGACUCGAGCAGCAGCAGCAGCAAGAAAGCGAGCAGCAGCAGCUGCCCCAGCUGCCAAGAAGUAGCAGCAGCAGCAGCAACAGCAGUCCUCCAGCCAGCACGGCAAACAAUUUGGUGCGAAACCAGCAGCAGCAGCAGCAGCAGCAGCAGCCGCAGCAGCAGCAAGAGGAACAGGAGAAGCAGCAGCAAAAGGCGCAGCAGCAGCAGCAGCAGGAGGAUGAGAUUGGGCGAGCUGGAGGCGAAGGCGGGAGAGACGGAGAGCCAAGCAAACCAGCAGCGGCUGCUGCAGCAGCAGCAGCAGCUGCAGCAGCAGCAGCAGCGGAGCAGCGAGCCAAGGAGGCUAGUGCAGCAGCAAAGUACCGACAAGAGAAAAGUUUAGGAGAUGAAGCAGCAGCAAAUGAGCAAAUAAAGCAAGCAAAAUAUAUCAUCGAAAUUAGGCAGCAGGAGGAUAUUCCUGCAGCAGCAGCAGCAGCAGCAACGAACAGCAGCAGCAGCAACAGCAGCAGCAAAGUUGUACGCGCCUUCGCGCCCUCGCAAGCUCAGCGCGAACAGCAGCAGGAGCAGGAGCAGCAGCAGCAGCCGAAACUUGAGCAGCAGGAGGAGCAACAGCAGCAACUAGAGCUUGAAAAGCAGCAGCAGCAGCAGCAACAGCAGCAGCAGCAGCCUUUGCCGGAGCCGUUUGCUUCCCCCGCGGCCACUUCGAGCACCGACGAGGGCACCAACGGCAGCAGCAGCAGCAGCAGCAGCAGCAGCAGCAGCGCGGGGGUGUCUGCGGAGUUGGGUGUGCUGCGGGCUCUUUCUUUGGGCCGUCUUUGCUGGUUUUCGAAAAAGCCAAAAGUGGCAAUUGGAUUAAUUCAAAAACUAAAUCGAAAUAAAGAAAAUGAAGUGCAGCACGAAGUCCAGAGGGCCAAGACUGCCCCGCUGCUGCUCUAG
Molecule: messenger RNA, 1632 nt
Organism: Eimeria tenella
Lineage: Eukaryota; Apicomplexa; Conoidasida; Eucoccidiorida; Eimeriidae
Exons: 3
Coding region: 1-1632 (543 amino acids)
Source: RefSeq, a predicted model, not a curated record